AUGCUUUCCGAACAAACUUCGCCCGCGAUACCUCGUAUUCACGCCUUGACUAAUCAUAAACAUAUCGUUCCUAUGAGAACUCACAUGCGCGUUGGUUUUAUUUCACGAGCGGAAGCGGGCAAAAUUUUAGCUAGAUUGUUAAAAUAUUAUGAUAAUAUGCCAAACACCAUUGUCCUUUCUAUCAAUUCUGCGCCUUUACCUCUGGCAAAUGAAAUCGCUGUAAAAUUAAACCUACCAUUAGAUUUGUUCCUUAUUAGGACCCUUAAGGUUGAUGGAUGGACAGUUGGCGCUGUAACCGACAGAACAGCGGAACCAUUAUUAAAGGAUCAAAUUAUUAGGGGUUGUGAUAUCUCACAAGGAACACUCGAUCAAAUAAUUAGGCAAGAGCGUUCUCAACUUGACAUGCAAAGAGUAUUGUUUCAACCACCAAACAUUCCGCUCUCAACCUCGGAGGAUGCUACGAUUUUGCUCGCCACUGAUGGCGUUCAAACCGGUCAAAACGCCAGGGCCGCCAUCACUCUAUUGAGAAAAAUGGGAUAUAAGGGAAAAAUAGUUUUGGUUGCUGGUGUUAUUGGAUCUGAUGCUCAGAAAAUGUUUAAAAGGGAGGCUGACGAUGUUAUAGCUGUAAAAGGACCACAAAAUGUUGGUACUGUUGGUAUGUAA
Molecule: messenger RNA, 663 nt
Organism: Racocetra persica
Lineage: Eukaryota; Fungi; Glomeromycota; Glomeromycetes; Diversisporales; Gigasporaceae
Source: the annotation of a GenBank genome assembly